AUGGAUCUUAUCGCAAAAAGUAAAUAUUUCAAUUUAUUUGUUUCAGUGAAAUACCUGUGGAGAAUCACGCCAUCUCCAUCGCUGGAAAUGUCUCCCACCGUAAUGAAUAGAAGGACAGAAAUCGUGUACACGGUACUCACUGACGGUUUAUCCACGACGGAAGAAUCUUUUUAA
Molecule: messenger RNA, 174 nt
Organism: Dicrocoelium dendriticum
Lineage: Eukaryota; Metazoa; Platyhelminthes; Trematoda; Plagiorchiida; Dicrocoeliidae
Source: the annotation of a GenBank genome assembly